Messenger RNA from Punica granatum (pomegranate), 2186 nucleotides. Lineage: Eukaryota; Viridiplantae; Streptophyta; Magnoliopsida; Myrtales; Lythraceae. The record is from RefSeq and is a predicted model, not a curated record.
UUUGGAAAACAGGAUAAGUUCGGGGCUAGAAAACAGAAUAAACCGGAAUAUGGGACAAAUUAAACUUAACAACUGAAUCGCGGGCCUUGCCCCCGCCAGUCAGUUCAGCCUCGCCGGAAAGAAGGGGCGGUGCCGCCGGGCGCGCCCCGCUAGCCUUCCUUACUCGCCGUCUCCUCAAUCGCGGAUCUUUCACUUAGCAGAAGGUGAUUCUUGCUCUCUUUGCCCAUCCAGGAAAAGGGGACAAAAAAAAGAAAAAAAAAAAGAAGAAGAAUUUGCUUGCCGGGAUCUUCUUCUGGGAGCAGAGAGCUCAGCAAGCUCUUACUUGGAUCCACUUCGAGUUGUGCGUGAGAGGGACGUCCUAUUGAUUGCUGAAUCAGAAGUCUUGCUAUGGAACCGAAGUCGCCUUCCAAGCUUAAGCUCUUGAGCUCAGGAUCUCAUUCAUGCAGAGGAAAAUUGAAGAUUUGCGCAUUAGUGACAGUCACGUUGCUGAUAUUAGCAGUUGGUCUCUAUUUUGCAAUCCAACUAGGGAAAGCUCACAUUUUUGUAAGUGAAUCUUAUUUUACUGUUGUUGUGGACUGUGGAAGCACAAGGACGCGAGUCUAUGUCUACGAGUUGCUCUCUAGAGGUGUGACCAAAUGGGAAUUGCCUGUCUUGGUGCACUCUUAUCCCGAAAGUUCGAUGAAGAACCACCUUAGGAAGGGCUCUUGUGAGUAUCAUUGUUUGCAGACUGAACCUGGGUUGGAUAAGUUUGUCGGAAAUGCUUCGGGGGUUCGGUCGUCACUUGAACCACUGAUUAACUGGGCGGAACAGUGGGUCCCAAUUGAAAAACAUAAGGAAACUCCAAUAUUUGUUCUCGCGACUGCGGGGCUGCGGAGGUUGGGAAAUGAGCAUGCUAUGAAAGUUUUGGACGAUGUAGAGGCUGUUCUAGAGGAGCAUGAAUUCCUGCACAAUAGAAGUUGGAUAAGGGUGUUGAGUGGAAGAGAGGAAGCAUAUUAUGGUUGGGUAGCUCUAAACUACCAAAUGGGUAGACUCGGGAGUCCUUCAAACUUGUCAACUUUGGGACUCCUUGAUUUGGGAGGUUCUUCCCUGCAGAUUGCGGUGGAAGAAAAUCAUGCAAUCAAUGAAAAGUACUUGGUAAGUUCAAAAUUAGGGUCAAUAGAACAUGAGGUGUUGGCCUAUUCAUUGCCAUCGUUUGGUCUGAAUGCAGCAUUUGAGAGAUCAAUUGCUACGCUUCUACAAAGACAAACACUUGAGGAAAGUAGAACUGAUGCCUAUCGGGUGAGGCAUCCCUGUCUGGAUUCAAACUCUGAGCAAAACUUUACAUGCUAUGAUUGUUUCGGGAUUAAUGCCACGGAUAAGAAAACUUCUAGCAGUUCAACGCAGAAAACGGAAGUCACGUCUUUACAUGUGGUUGGAGAGCCAAAUUGGGAAGAAUGCGUAAUACUUGCUAGGACUGCUGCGGCAAACUCAAGCGGGUUAUUUAAUAAUUUUAUAAAGGACAGCUUAGUUGGGAAAGCCGACUUCUCUUCUAGCACUGGAACCAAUGCCCUUAACACUCUUUCUGUUGCUCCACCAAACACAAGCUUCCACGCAUUAUCAGGAUUCUUUGCUGUUCAUAGUAAGUUGAAACUAAAGCAGGAAGCUAACUUCACAGAUGUCUUGGAGAAAGGGCAACAGCUGUGUUCGAGAUUAUGGAAGAAUUCGAGCUCUGCUUCCGAGAACAGAAACUAUGGCGAAAGGUUCUGUUUUCAGGUGCCUUAUAUUGCAUCACUCAUUCACAACGCCCUCAGCCUUCUCAACAACAACAUAACUUUCGGCCCCCGAGAUGUUUCUUGGACAUUGGGAGCUGCUCUAGUGGAAGGGGAAUUCAUUUGGCAAAAUUCCAGUGAAACUCUAGGAACUGCAUUAUCUCUUAAUAUUACAAAUUUCUUUUCCUCAACCUUGUUUCUGCUUGUUUUACUUAUAUGCCUUGGGCUUGUCGUUCAUCGGAGACAAAUUAAGUUUCCGAUGUUAGGGAAGAAGCGGAUUGCUGCCGGGGUGUCAUUGCCCUCAUACAUAAAACGUCAACAGAACUGAUCUCUGCAUCUUACUGUAUCCUCAGGUUAUUUCCUUUUUUCAACUGCCACAAUUCUUUAUUCUUUUAGGUUGUGAUUUGUUCAAUAAAGAUAAGACAGCGUUCUGUUAGA